AUAUAUAUAUAUAUAAUGGUGGAUUGGGGUCCAAUGGUGAUAGCAGUGGUGUUGUUUGUGUUGCUAAGCCCUGGUCUUCUGUUUCAAUUGCCAGGGAAGAGCAAAGUGGUGGAGUUUGGGAACAUGCAAACCAGGGCAGUGUCUAUCUUGGUCCACACAAUCAUCUUCUUUGGUCUCAUUACCAUCUUUCUUGUUGCUAUUGGUGUGCAUAUCUACACUGGCUAGCCUUAUCGCCCUCACUCCUUUAAAUCUUUAAUUAUUCUAUUCUUUUUGGUUAAAGUUUUAGUAAUUUUUAUCUUGUUAUUCUUUUUUGAUUUGGUCACUGUAUUCUCCCAUUUCUCAUGUCCUCGUCGAAUAAUAACUCUACUUCUCUUUAGUCUUUGAGAUUCCAAGAUUAGGACAACUUUGGUUUGUAUAGAAUCAUAGAAUGGAAUAACUUGCACGUACUGCACACACUGAUAUCACAUCAUAUGGCUUAAUGUUUUAUGCUUUGAUGAA
Glycine soja is the source of this 498-nucleotide messenger RNA. RefSeq lists its product as uncharacterized. Lineage: Eukaryota; Viridiplantae; Streptophyta; Magnoliopsida; Fabales; Fabaceae. The transcript has a single exon. Bases 16 to 225 code for a protein of 69 amino acids. The record is from RefSeq and is a predicted model, not a curated record.